Messenger RNA from Numida meleagris (helmeted guineafowl), 1896 nucleotides. It is a transcript of the gene LPAR5, whose product is annotated as lysophosphatidic acid receptor 5. Gene Ontology annotation, cellular component: membrane. Gene Ontology annotation, molecular function: G protein-coupled receptor activity. Gene Ontology annotation, biological process: behavioral response to pain; G protein-coupled receptor signaling pathway. The record is from RefSeq and is a predicted model, not a curated record. The transcript has 2 exons. The coding region runs from base 598 to 1710 and encodes 370 amino acids. NCBI's taxonomy places the organism in Eukaryota, Metazoa, Chordata, Aves, Galliformes, Numididae.
ACUUCCUGUAUUUUACUUCAAACUUCUGUCCGGCAAUACUGUAGGGAAGGGGAUGUUCUACUUUUUCCCCUUCAGCUGUGGGGGUGGCCAUGUUAGCACAGGAGCAAAGAACAAAUAUCUGGCAUUCUGACCAAGCACAUGCCUCCUCAGCUGUGAGUGCACCUGGGUGUUGUUCUUUCACAAUUGCAUUUGCUGUCAUAGGAUCAUGCUUCAAAGUUCAUGCUUUGUGGCCAGAAUGAAGUGUGUCAGGAAGUGAGAGAGGAGGGGAGAUGAGCUGCAGCUUGCAGACAUAGAGCCAGCUGUGGUGCAGCGGGAACAGCCAUGAUUUGGAAAAGCAAGUGCCCCAAGAGCCUGCCUGCUCCUGUCAUGAUUCAAGCUGCUGUCCUGGUGCCCAAAUGAACCAAAAACCUUUGCUGUGGCAGAAACGAUCAGACCCACAAGCACCCUCGGCUUUUCUCCUACGGAGAGAUGAAGAGAACAACCUGUUCAUAGCUUCCUUGAGAGGAAUGACUUCUCUCAGUGCCUUUCUUUGGGCCUCCUUCGCUCUCCAGGUGAAUCAGCCAUCCCACUGAGAUCCUCUCCUCAUCCCUAUUGGGUAUGUCAGCUGCCAAUGUGUCUCAGCCAUGCAAGGAUUACAGCUUCUACCACAAACUCCUCCUGCCUGGCUACAUUCUGAUAUUUAUCACAGGCUUGAUGCUGAAUGUGAUGGCCCUGUGGAUAUUUGUUCGCUACCUGCGCCUGAAAUCAGUGGUGAUGAUCUACAUGUUCAAUCUGGCUGUGAGUGACCUCACCUUCACGCUCCCUCUACCACUGCGACUCUACUACUACUUCAACCAUGAGUGGCCCUUUGGCAACACCCUGUGCCAGGUCUCUGGCUCUGUCUUUCAGAUCAACAUGUAUGGUAGCUGCAUAUUCCUCAUGUGCAUCAACCUGGAUCGCUACAUUGCCAUUGUGCACCCACUUCGCUGGCGGCACCUGCGGCGUCCCAAGGUGGCCAGGCUCCUUUGCCUGGUGGUCUGGGUCGUGAUCCUCAUGGGCUCCAUCCCCACAGCCAUAGUCCACAAGCAAAACCACUGUGAGUCACAGAACCAGACUACUUAUCUGUGCUUUGAAAGCUUUAGUGAUGACAUGUGGCAGAAUAACCUCUUCCCUCUAGUUGUCCUGGCUGAAAUCCUGGGUUUUCUCCUGCCGCUGAGCUCUGUGACAUACUGCUCCAUUCAGAUCUUUCGGGAGCUCUGUCAGGCCAGACAGCCGAAGACGCUGCGGCAGCAGAAGACAAUUCGUCUCCUCUUGGUCAAUCUGGUCAUCUUUGUCAUAUUCUUUGUGCCCUACAACACUACCCUGUCUGUAUAUGGUUUGAUAAAGGCCAGGGUGAUUAAUGUUGAGAAGCAAAUGCAGGCCUCCGUGCGUGAGGUGCUAAUUGUGACAAUGAUGUUGGCCAGUAUGAACUGCACACUGGACCCCCUGAUUUACUACUUCAGCACUGAAGGUUUCCGUAACACCUUUAAGAAACUGCGUCGGGGACAAACCUGGCACUCAGAUAUAGGGAUGGUUAGGAAUCAGGUUGUGGAACAAAAGUCAACCCGAAACCAUGCUGCCUCAGCAGCAAAACAGUUACCAUCUGAAAACUUUCGCUGUCCCAGUGAAUCUGUGCCAGCACUUCCUACUGCAGUAUUUUUGAAUGGCCCUAUUGAGGACUCAGAAAUUUAACCACAGAAAGCUCCUAGCAUUGCUGAGUUUCAGAAUGGCCCAUUCAGUAAUUACAUCAAGGCUGUGGAAAACAGCUCAGGGUUACUUAGCAAAUUGAGGGAGCAUGGCAGGCUAUAUGUGGGUGAACGUAUGAUACAAAGCUGAAGGAUGAAAAGUUGUUCUCAAUAAACACAGAUACAUUGAUGA